This is a messenger RNA of Callorhinchus milii (elephant shark), 341 nucleotides long. RefSeq names its product serine peptidase inhibitor Kazal type 1. The record is from RefSeq and is a predicted model, not a curated record. The coding region runs from base 7 to 312 and encodes 101 amino acids. The transcript has 4 exons. Gene Ontology annotation, molecular function: serine-type endopeptidase inhibitor activity; protein binding. Lineage: Eukaryota; Metazoa; Chordata; Chondrichthyes; Chimaeriformes; Callorhinchidae.
GUCUGGAUGAAUAAAUACCGUCGCGAUCAAAUGGUUGAGACAAAUUUCAGAAGCUUCACGAUGAAGGUCACGGGAGCCUUCCUCCUCGCCGCUCUCAUGGUUUUUAUUUUUGCCGACAUGUCCAAGAAUGUCAGUGCCAGUGACGAAACUGAACAGCCUGCCUGCGAUAACUACCAGGUGCCACAUUGUCCCAGAAACUAUUCACCAGUCUGUGGGACAGACGGCUAUACGUAUUCGAAUGAAUGCUUAAUGUGUCUUGAGAUCAAGCAAAGGGGUGUCAACAUCCGCAUUGUGAAACACAGCGAGUGCUGAGGAGACACCCUCCACCGUACGGGACAGAG